Molecule: messenger RNA, 1705 nt
Organism: Solanum lycopersicum (tomato)
Lineage: Eukaryota; Viridiplantae; Streptophyta; Magnoliopsida; Solanales; Solanaceae
Product: beta-glucuronosyltransferase GlcAT14B
Cellular component (GO): membrane
Molecular function (GO): glucuronosyltransferase activity
Source: RefSeq, a predicted model, not a curated record
UUUGUUAUACAACAAAAAUGCCUUUUUACUACUUUCUAUGAACAGUGACAAAAUAAUUUUUUCAAGUGAAAAGCAACAACAAAGGUCAAGAAUGGUAGUACUACUACUAGUGUUCAUGAACAAUAUAGAAUCUUGAAAUAGCAGAUCAAGAAAAUGGAACUUACCAUAAAGAAAACUAAAUGGAUGGUUCCUUUAGCUAUUGCACUUUUAAUAUCUUUUUUCUUAAUCAUUUUCACUCUUUCAACUAAAACCCCAUUUCAGAAAUCAUCCAUUAAAGCUAAAGUUCCAAUCUUUGUUGAAUCUAAACUACAUAUACCUUCUACUAGACCUAUUUCAACAAUACCCAAAUUGGCAUAUUUGAUUUCUGGUUCAAGUGGAGAUGGGGAGAGCUUAAAGAGGACAUUAAAGGCUUUGUACCAUCCAUUGAACCAGUAUGUUGUACACUUAGACCUUGAAGCACCAGCUGAUGAGAGGUUAGAGUUAGUGAACUUUGUAAAAAGGGAACCUUUAUUUGUUGAAGUUGGGAAUGUGAGAGUAGUUGUGAGAUCUAAUUUGGUUACUUAUAGAGGACCUACUAUGGUUAGUAAUACACUUCAUGCUGCUGCUAUUUUGCUUAAGGAAGGUGGUGAGUGGGAUUGGUUCAUUAAUCUUAGUGCUUCUGAUUAUCCUUUGGUGACACAAGAUGAUUUACUUCAUACUUUUUCAACCGUGCCAAGAGAACUUAAUUUUAUUGAGCAUACAAGUGACAUUGGAUGGAAGGAAUAUCACAGAGCCAGGCCUGUAAUAAUUGAUUCAGGGCUGUACAGCCUGAAUAAAUCAGAUCUCUUCUGGAUCCCGCAGAAAAGGAGUAUGCCAACAGCAUUUAAACUAUUCACAGGCUCUGCUUGGACGAUGCUCUCUCGCCCCUUUAUGGAGUACCUUUUAUGGGGGUGGGAUAACCUUCCAAGAAUAGUCUUAAUGUACUAUGCCAACUUCCUUUCAACGCCUGAAGGAUAUUUCCACACUGUCAUAUGUAAUGCAGAAGAGUUCCUGAACACUACAGUGAAUCACGACCUUCAUUUCAUAUCCUGGGAUAACCCUCCAAAGCAACAUCCACAUGUUCUAACUCUUAAGGAUUACAAGAACAUGGUUGACAGCAAUGCAUCAUUCGCCAGAAAAUUCCGCAGGAAUGAACCAGUGCUUGACAAGAUUGAUUCUGAGCUCUUGGGGCGCAAAGUCGAUGGUUUUGUUCCUGGUAGUUGGUUUGAUGGCGGGGAUUCCAACGCUACAAUCUCACAGUACAUUCUAAGAAACAUAACUUCACUGAGACCUGGACCAGGUGCACAGAGAAUGAAAAGUCUUAUUUCUAGUUUGUUGUCUGAUAAAGAUUUUAGCUCAAAGCACUGCAUCUAGUUCCUGACUGGUUGCAAUUCGCGUGCUAUAAUGGAAAUCUUUCGGUUGAAUAACGGAUCAAUUCAUCGUUGCUUAUUCCCCUCGAACGAUGUUAUAAAUGGGGAAUGGAGCAUCUAUACUUAUAUACUGCUAUAAGGUUAAGAAAGGAGUAGAAAUGUAUGGUUUAUAGGAUGUAUUUUUUCUUCUUUUGAGCAAUUGCUUGUAAUUUUUUGUUGGCCAAAUGGCUGAUGGAUGUUACUAUUAUUGAAUGAGGCACGUUCUUGUAAGACAUGAUUGAGUCUAUAAUACAAUACAUUCAAGAUUUUAAACAAGA